Molecule: messenger RNA, 1371 nt
Organism: Quercus robur (English oak)
Lineage: Eukaryota; Viridiplantae; Streptophyta; Magnoliopsida; Fagales; Fagaceae
Product: chitinase-like protein 1
Exons: 3
Coding region: 101-1060 (319 amino acids)
Biological process (GO): chitin catabolic process; carbohydrate metabolic process; cell wall macromolecule catabolic process
Molecular function (GO): chitinase activity
Source: RefSeq, a predicted model, not a curated record
CUUCACAUCACAACCAAAGCAUAACAAAAAAGAAAGCACACAUCCCAGAAAAACCCAGAAGCUCAAACUUGCUUCUUUGUCCUAAACACCACCAAAGAAAAUGAAAAUGAAAGCGAAGGGCAUUUUGGUAAUUUUGGCACUGGUGGUGCUGGCAGUGGCGGUGGAGUCUGACCCGGACACGGUGACUAAGGUGAAGACGGUGCGUGGCAAGAAGGUGUGUACCAAAGGUUGGGAGUGUAAUCAGUGGUCACAGUUUUGCUGUAAUGAGACAAUCACUGAUUACUUCCAAGUGUAUCAAUUUGAGGAAUGGUUUUCCAAGAGGAACACGCCUGUGGCUCAUGCCGUUGGGUUCUGGGACUUCCAGUCGUUCAUUCUUGCUGCUGCGCAGUACGAGCCACUUGGGUUUGGGACCACUGGUAACAAGACUGAGAAGAUGAAGGAGAUCGCUGCUUUUCUUGGCCAUGUUGGGAGUCAGACUUCUUGUGGUUAUGGAGUGGCAACUGGAGGACCGUUAGCUUGGGGGCUUUGCUUCAACAGAGAAAUGAGUCCCAGCCAGUCAUACUGUGACGACUUCUACAAAUACACCUACCCUUGUGCUCCUGGAGCUGAAUACUAUGGCCGUGGUGCCUUGCCUAUCUACUGGAACUACAACUAUGGUGCAGCUGGUGAUGGUAUUAAAGCAGACCUGUUGAACCAUCCAGAAUACGUUGAGCAGAAUGCUACCAUUGCUUUCCAGGCCGCAAUUUGGAGGUGGAUGACCCCAAUCAAGAAGUCACAGCCUUCAGCCCAUGAUGCCUUUGUUGGCAACUGGAAGCCUACCAAGAAUGACACUCUAUCUAAGCGUGUUCCUGGUUUUGGUGCCACAAUGAACAUCCUUUAUGGGGAACGUACUUGCGGCCAAGGUGAUAUUGAUCCUAUGAACACCAUCAUUUCCCAUUACCUAUAUUACCUUGACCUUCUCGGUGUUGGCCGAGAGCAGGCAGGGCCCAGUGAAGUGCUCUCUUGUGCAGAGCAGGUUGCAUUUAACCCUGUCACCACUGCCAACACCGCAACUUCUUGAGCUCUACAAGAUGAUUACUAGGUAGCCUAUUUUAUUGUUGGAUUGAUCCUCUCCAAGAGGGAAGUGUUAAUAAGAGUUGGCAAUGAUGAUAUUAUACUCAGGCCACAAUUAUAAUGUGUGGAGUUAUUUGUCGGUGCCCUUCGUUAUUGCUGUAAUGUGUAGAUUUUGAGGUCCAUUUAUUUCUACCUGGUAUGAUGUUGUGCAAUAUAUGUUCACUACGAACCAUCUUCUUGUUAUCUAUGUUUCAAAUACAAAUUUGUAAAGUUAAAAAAUUACAAUUUGUCUUAUUUAUAAAUUCUGGUCUCAAUUAA